Molecule: messenger RNA, 648 nt
Organism: Mytilinidion resinicola
Lineage: Eukaryota; Fungi; Ascomycota; Dothideomycetes; Mytilinidiales; Mytilinidiaceae
Exons: 1
Coding region: 1-648 (215 amino acids)
Source: RefSeq, a predicted model, not a curated record
AUGACGAAGUCUGAAACUCAAGUCAGUCUAUUACUGGCGAAUACUUACCGCAUAUGCAAAGACUUCCACAAGCCAUAUCACCAGAUCCUCCCGGAACCAUGUUCUAUAAACCUGGGCGAAUGGACAAUCGUGCUCAUCCAGGAAACGGGGACGCUCAGAGCCCGCAGCGACGCACUGAUCGUUAAUGGCUCUUUCGGAACCAUGAGUCUCCGGUACGCGUUCGUUGCAGCAGACGAAACCGGAAAUACAAUUGUCUCUACUCUACAGAAGUUCCCCCAGGAGUUAUCUGGGGUGCCAUCAACUACCACCAAGAUGCUCGAGCGGUUUUUCGAGGACGAGAUGACUAGUUGCCAUAGGGUUAUGGCUGAAGCUGAGGACAGCCUAAACCUCUGCCCCAUCCGCAAACGUGGAGUUGAGGAGAUCCAGGAGCUGAAGCAGCUCCUGGAUCUGGUCAACUCUGAGAUCAGAGCCAAAGCUGAGGAGUAUGACUACGUCAGGGACUGGAUCUUCAAGGGCUCUCGUUCAUCUCCGAAGAUCCCCUCGCCAGAUACGGGCACAGAUGAGCAAGAGGCAGGAGAAGGAUCUGGCGCAAAGAUGGGUCCUGCAUCUGCUGCAGGGGAAGAUUCCUUUGCAGACGACCAGGUCUAA